Molecule: messenger RNA, 2019 nt
Organism: Aspergillus puulaauensis
Lineage: Eukaryota; Fungi; Ascomycota; Eurotiomycetes; Eurotiales; Aspergillaceae
Gene: ACS1
Product: acetate--CoA ligase
Exons: 6
Coding region: 1-2019 (672 amino acids)
Cellular component (GO): cytosol
Molecular function (GO): acetyl-CoA synthetase activity; AMP binding
Source: RefSeq, a predicted model, not a curated record
AUGAGUGACGGUCCUAUUGCACCACCCAAGCCCGCCGUGGUUGCGGAGGCCCAUGAGGUCGACACCUUCCACGUUCCCAAGGCAUUUUACGACAAGCACCCAGUCAAAACCGGCCCACAUCUUAAAGACCUGAAUGAAUACAAAAAGCUCUAUGAAGAAUCCAUCCGCAACCCCGACCAGUUCUGGGCUCACCAUGCCCGACAACUUCUCACCUUCGACAAAGACUUUCAAACUACUAGCCUAGGUUCAUUGGAGAACGGCGACGUCGCUUGGUUCCCCGAGGGCCAGAUCAAUGCUUCUUACAACUGUGUUGAUCGCCACGCCAUUAAGAACCCCGACAAAGUUGCGAUUAUCUACGAAGCUGACGAGCCCAAUGAGGGCCGCACAAUCACAUACGGGGAGCUCCUCCGCGAAGUGUCGCGAGUUGCCUGGGUUCUGAAGCAACGCGGUGUCAAGAAGGGUGACACUGUUGCCAUCUACAUGCCCAUGAUUCCUGAAGCUCUCGUCGCCUUCCUCGCAUGCUCACGCAUCGGUGCCGUCCACUCCGUAGUUUUCGCUGGUUUCUCCUCGGACUCCCUGCGCGACCGUGUUCUCGACGCUGGCUCCAAGGUUGUGAUCACAACAGACGAAGGAAAGCGAGGUGGCAAAAUCAUCGGAACCAAGCGUAUCGUGGACGAGGGUCUCAAGCAAUGCCCCGAUGUGACGACUGCCCUUGUUUUCAAGCGCACCGGCGCAGAGGUUCCCUGGACUGAAGGCCGUGAUAUCUGGUGGCACGAAGAGGUUGAAAAAUACCCGUCCUACAUCGCCCCCGAGCCGGUUAACUCUGAAGACCCCCUCUUCCUCCUCUAUACUUCCGGUUCUACUGGUAAGCCCAAGGGUGUCAUGCACACCACUGCUGGCUACCUGCUGGGCGCUGCUAUGACAGGCAAAUACGUCUUCGACAUCCACGAUGAUGACCGUUAUUUCUGCGGUGGUGAUGUCGGUUGGAUUACUGGUCACACCUACGUGGUAUACGCACCUCUACUGUUGGGUGUCGCAACGGUCGUUUUUGAAAGUACCCCGGCCUACCCCAACUUCUCGCGCUACUGGGACGUGAUCGAGAAGCACAAGGUUACCCAAUUCUACGUCGCCCCCACGGCCUUGCGUUUGUUGAAGAGGGCUGGAGAUGAGCACAUUCACCACAAGAUGGAACACUUGCGUAUCUUGGGAUCUGUCGGUGAGCCCAUUGCUGCCGAGGUCUGGAAGUGGUACUUCGAGAAAGUCGGAAAGGAGGACGCUCACAUUUGCGAUACCUACUGGCAAACCGAGACAGGUUCCCACGUCAUUACUCCCUUGGGUGGCAUUACCCCCACGAAACCCGGUAGCGCGUCUUUGCCGUUCUUCGGUAUUGACCCUGCUAUCAUCGACCCAGUAUCCGGCGAGGAGAUCUCGGGCAACGAUGUUGAGGGUGUGCUUGCCUUCAAGCAGCCCUGGCCCAGUAUGGCCCGCACUGUGUGGGGUGCCCACAAGCGCUACAUGGACACAUACCUGAACGUAUACAAGGGCUACUACUUCACCGGAGAUGGAGCCGGCCGUGACCACGAGGGAUACUACUGGAUUCGCGGUCGUGUUGAUGACGUUGUUAAUGUGUCCGGUCACCGGCUGUCAACUGCAGAAAUAGAGGCUGCACUCCUUGAGCACAACAUGGUUGCUGAAGCUGCUGUGGUUGGUAUCGCCGACGAACUGACGGGUCAAACCGUCAAUGCCUUCGUUUCUCUUAAGGAAGGUAAUGAGACGAGCGACCAAGUCCGGAAAGACCUUGUCCUUCAAGUCCGAAAAUCGAUCGGACCGUUCGCGGCUCCCAAGGCUGUCUUUGUUGUUGAGGACCUGCCCAAGACCCGUAGCGGUAAGAUCAUGCGUCGUAUUCUGCGAAAGAUCCUGAGUGGCGAAGAGGACAGCCUGGGUGAUAUUUCGACGCUGUCUGACCCCUCCGUGGUCGAGAAGAUCAUCGCCACUGUGCAUGCUUCCCGUGGAAAAUAA